Molecule: messenger RNA, 2114 nt
Organism: Toxorhynchites rutilus septentrionalis
Lineage: Eukaryota; Metazoa; Arthropoda; Insecta; Diptera; Culicidae
Product: zinc finger protein 658B-like
Exons: 2
Coding region: 101-2020 (639 amino acids)
Biological process (GO): regulation of transcription by RNA polymerase II
Cellular component (GO): nucleus
Molecular function (GO): zinc ion binding; sequence-specific DNA binding; DNA-binding transcription factor activity, RNA polymerase II-specific
Source: RefSeq, a predicted model, not a curated record
AUCUUAUCUUCUGCAAUAAAUGGGUGACUGCACUUUUACCGGAGCGAUCUGAACUGUUUACUUUGUAAAUUUCCUGGAUUUCAUCCGAAUUUUGCCACUGAUGGAAGACGAAAUAUUGAUAGUCCCCAGCGGAGGACCCGAGUCCUACUGCCGUUUGUGCUUGUCGGAGUCCAAUGUGGAAACACUCUUGUUUCCAGAUGUUUACACCGAACCGAGUUCAACGCUAAUUAAACUCAUCAGGCGGUACGUACGAAUCCGAUUGCCACUACAGGACAGUACGGUCUGUGCCAUCUGCAACCCCUGUCGGAUGAUGCUGGAGGAAAUCAAUCGUUUCACAGAGCACUGCUUACGUUGUGAUGUUGUGCUCAGAGGUGAGAAUGCAACCCAUGGCCAAGCCAAAGACGACGAAGCGUAUUCUGAGAUGGGUAUGCAUUCGACUUCCGGGUGUGCCCCGGUGGAAAUAGACGGUUCAGAGGACGAAAGUGCUUUGCAAGUGGAAGAUAGGGCUUGUCCUACGUGUGGAUUGACUUUUGAUACAGUUCAAGAAAUGAGAACGCAUGCCAGAACGAAUCACGGUGAAUAUCCAUCGUUAUACGAGUGUCCCAAAUGCCCAUCGAAGUUCAAAAAUAAAUCAGGGUACACUUUGCAUUUGAAAUCUCAUCGCGAUAAUACGCCCUUUCAAUGCAAUGUUUGCGAUAGUGGCUUCUAUACGCGGAAGUAUAUUCGUGCCCACAAAGCUGUUUAUCACAAUGAUUCGUCAGCAGACUCCGCAAAACUACACAAAUGCAUUGUGUGUUCCAGAAUUUUUGCAUCAGAGGCACAUCUGAGUCAUCAUUUGAGAUACUAUCACGAGGAUGAUGCGGGGAAGGAUGGCGUGAAAACUAGAAAAACGAAGAGAAUGAGAACGAUUCCGACUGAACAAGUUCAGCCAAUGGAAGAGCUCUUGAUAACGCCAAUGUAUCCAUCUUUUAGUGGAGAAAUCCGGGAAGAAUCAUUUGAGAUUCCAGUUGCGGUGCCCCCACUUCACGAAGAACCUUUUGAAAUUCCAGAGGCGGUGCCCCCACUUCACGAAGAAUCAUUCGAAAUUCCAGUGGCGGUGCCCCCGCUUCCGGAAGCCAUUCCACAGGCGCUAGACAACGACAAUAAACCGUUCCAAUGUCCUGAUUGUAAUAUUGGUUACCAUUUCAUCGGUUCUUUGAAACGACAUAUGAGGGAUGUGCACCGUCGCUUUUAUGGACCAAGAGCCAAAUUAGCUAGCCAAAUAAAUAUGGCUCAAAAUCAUCAAUCAACCACCGUGACAGCUCAAACAACGCUAGAGCCAGUUGCCUUGGUAUCAACGAUGGAUGAUGCAAAAUGGAUGAAGCAAAAUGGAGCAAUAGAGGAUUCGAACAUUCACUCGACUUCCUGUAGUGAGGAAGUUGCGUUUAAGGAUGGUAUCGUAACACAACCAUGCUCGGUGCAUUUGAGACGACUUGAUGACAAAGCUUUUCCACCCAUCCCGAAUCUAGAGAUUCCAUUGGGGAAAUUUUACCACGCUUUACAAGUACAAGCGCAACAGAGUGUUCCAGAAAACGCUCUUGAUGACGAAUUGCUCAGCAACUACCCUUCCUUCGCUGGGGUAAUGCUACAAAAGUUCGUCUGUGAAAUUUGUCGCAAACCGUACAAAUCUCGAAUGGCACUGAGAUCGCACAUGGCUCGCCAUAAUGAUCCGGCGGUUGAGUACAAGUGUCCUAUCUGUGAUCGGACGUUUCCGAAAAAAGAAAGCCUCAAUCGUCACAUACCACUGCACACGAACGAAUUUCCUCAUCCCUGCGACGAGUGUCCAUUGGGGUUCGUACGGCGAUCGGCUCUGGUGAAACAUAAGCAGCGUUAUCACGGAGAGGAUCCACACCCACUGAAUCUGCUCCAGUGUUUGUUCUGUCCUAGAGUGUACGCAAAUCUAAGCAGUCUUCGGGCCCACAUGACAACAUUGCAUGAUGUAACCGAGAAUGGUUCGGUCUUCAUUGGUGCUGAGGGCUAGAUUUGUUGUUCUGUAUUCAAUUUGUUUUUUUUUCUUUGUCUUUUCGUCAUCAUAUAUAUACUAAAGAUGUUUAAUAAAUAAUAGAUUCCAACAA